AUUCGAUAACAAUUCAUAUUUCAUAUACAAACCAGUAGACUAAUGCAGUGCACGAAGACGGAAGACUACGUUAACGCAGAGUUAAAUGAUGUAAUGAAAAUUUGUAAAAAUGGAUAACCAGUGUGUUUCAUUCCAACACAGUGCAAAUAAUAAACAUUUCAAUGCCAAAAAAAGAUCUCUACAAUCUGAAGAAUGUUACAAAAACAAAAAAUUUAAAUCAAAAGAAAUUAAUUAUGUACCAGAUGUAGAUAUUAUUACAUUAUUCAAAUCAGAGUUACAAAGAAUUUUAGUAAAUUCUAAUGGAUUAAACACAACUAUAACAGACAUUUUACCUUAUGGAUCAAGAAUUUCAGGUCUUAAUAUUCCUGGCAGUGAUGUUGAUUUUAAUAUAAGUUAUGUUUCAAAAGAUCCAACCAAAAAAGUGAUAAAAUCAUUUGCUAAUAAGCUUCGUCAAAGUAAUGUAUUUACUAAGGUUUUUCCUUUAAUUUGUGCUAAAAUACCUAUUAUAAAAUGUACUCAUAAAAAUACUGGAAUUGAUUGUGACAUAUCAUUUAAUAAUAUUAGUGCAGUUCAUAAUUCUCAUCUUCUCAAUCACAUUUUAAGUAUGGACUGCCGUAUUAAACCAGUUUUAAUGAAGUUAAAGUUAUGGGCUAAAAAUAUUGGGCUUAUUAAUACAAAUGGGUUCUCUAGUUACUCAUUCUACUGGCUAGGAUUAUUUGUCAUGCAAGUUUUGGGAUUAUUGCCAGCUAUCCGGGAUUUACAAAAAUCUGUUCCAGAAAUUUUAGUUGGUCAAUGGAAUUGUGCAUUUUCCAAAAACACACAAGAAUAUAUUAUUAACAAACAAGAAACUUUAAGUGAGAGUGACAUAUUAAAUGUUUUCUAUAAAUAUUAUUCAAAUUUUGAUUUUAAUAAAUUUGUGGUAAGUCCAUUUACUGGUUACCCAUUACUUAAAGCAAAUUUUGAAAAUGUAGAACAACUCCCAGACGAACUAUGGAGAUAUAAACAAUUUUACAAAGAAAAUAAAGAAUGCCAAAAGUUAUUAUUUUUGGGUUCUUGUCAAUUUAAAAUGUAUACUCAAGAUCCAUUUCAACAUAAUGUAAAUAUUACAGCAAGAGUGACGCCAAAAAUAUUUGAAAAAUUUAUUAACGCUUGUGUAGCAUUAAAAAUUUAGUAGAAAACAAAACAGCAACUCAAGCUAAAGUUUAAUUUAAACUUAAUAAAUAUAAAAUAUCUUAACUACAUUUUUAUUUUUAUAUU
Molecule: messenger RNA, 1257 nt
Organism: Melanaphis sacchari
Lineage: Eukaryota; Metazoa; Arthropoda; Insecta; Hemiptera; Aphididae
Product: terminal uridylyltransferase Tailor-like
Exons: 5
Coding region: 110-1171 (353 amino acids)
Molecular function (GO): RNA uridylyltransferase activity
Source: RefSeq, a predicted model, not a curated record